Messenger RNA from Pantherophis guttatus, 1165 nucleotides. RefSeq names its product Bardet-Biedl syndrome 5 (gene BBS5). The record is from RefSeq and is a predicted model, not a curated record. NCBI's taxonomy places the organism in Eukaryota, Metazoa, Chordata, Lepidosauria, Squamata, Colubridae. Gene Ontology annotation, molecular function: phosphatidylinositol-3-phosphate binding. Gene Ontology annotation, cellular component: BBSome; ciliary basal body. Gene Ontology annotation, biological process: cilium assembly; intracellular transport.
GAGGAAGUUUGUCCUUCGCCGGUGCCCGUCGGAAAGCUGGAGUCGGGAACGCGAAGAUCUAAUGGAUGGUUGUCAUGGCGGCGGCUGCAGCUGCGGAUUCGCUGUGGGAGGACCGAGAUGUUCGCUUUGACAUCUCUUCUCAGCAAAUGAAAAUGAGACCAGGGGAGAUCCUCAUUGAUUGUUUGGAGCCUAUUGAAGAUACCAAAGGCAACAAUGGAGAGAAAGGCAGACUCUUAGUAACAAACUUAAGAAUUAUUUGGCAUUCUGUUGUAUUGCCUAGAGUCAACCUCUCUGUUGGCUACAACUGCUUUGUGAAUACAACAACAAGAACUGCUAACUCGAAAUUAAGAGGACAGACCGAAGCACUUUAUAUCUUAACCAAAUGCAAUAACACACGUUUUGAAUUCAUAUUUACAAAUGUGAUUCCUGGGAGCCCCAGACUUUUUGCUUCUGUUAUUUCUGUUCACAGAGCUUACGAAACAUCAAAAAUGUACCGUGAGCUGAAGUUGAGAUCUGCAUUAAUUCAGAACAAGCAAUUGAGAAUGUUACCAAAAGAACAAGUGUACGACAAAAUAAAUGGUGUUUGGAACUUAUCUAGUGACCAGGGAAACCUGGGUACAUUUUUUAUUACAAAUGUAAGAGUAGUUUGGCACGCUAAUAUGAACGAUAGCUUUAAUGUCAGUAUACCAUAUCUGCAAAUUCGUUCUAUAAAGAUUAGAGAUUCAAAAUUUGGCUUGGCACUUGUCAUUGAAAGUUCUCAGGCGACUGGAGGAUAUGUGCUUGGAUUUAAGAUUGACCCAGUUGAAAAACUGGAGGAAACUGCAAAAGAAAUAAAUUCAUUGCAUAAAGUGUUUUCAGUCAAUCCUAUAUUUGGAGUAGACUAUGAAAUGGAAGAAAAGCCUCAACAGCUAGAAGAUUUGAAAGUAGAACAAAUAGAGGAAGAUGUAGAAAUAGAGGCAAAUGAGCCGACAGAUGCCUUUGUGGCUUAUUUUGCUGAUGGAAACAAGCAACAAGACCGUGAGCCUGUUUUUUCCGAAGAGCUAGGACUCGCCAUAGAGAAACUGAAAGAUGGAUUCACAUUGCAAGGACUCUGGGAAGUAAUGGGUUGAUAUUCAUCUUAAAAAGAUGUAAUAAUUGACAAAAUAUAUUUUGUCUCUAAAACUCA